CCCUGCCCUUCCCUUCCCUUCACGGAGACGGUUUUUAACCGCCUUCCGUUGCCACCGUCGCUCAACGACCGUUACGCGGCGGUGCGCGCGGCUCCUCCGCACACAGGCGCGCAGGAGCGCCUCAGUCCCCGUCCCUCCGCUAGGGGCUCGCCGAGGGACCGCCACGGCCUCGGGGCCCGCAACACCGCGGCCCGGCAGAGGCCGAGCCCUGCUCCCCACGCCGCUUCCCGACCGCCGACUCGUACCUCGGCGGCGCCGCCUGGCGGCCGCCGCGCCGCUCUGCCCGCAUACCGCGGGGGCUGCAGCGGCGCCGUGCGCCCGCUCGGCCCCGUCGUGCUGCCGUCCCCCGCUUCCCCCGCCGUGCCUUCCCUCCCACCCCCGGCAGAGCGGCGGCUGCAUGGGGCGGCGCUGAGCGGCGGCGGCGGGCAGCCAUGCUGUCGAGGAAGGGGAUCAUCCCCGAGGAGUACGUGCUGACCCGGCUGGCGGAGGAUGUGCCGGAUCAUGCCCGGUAUCGCGCACGGGAGCGUCGGGCGCGUUUUGUGGGCAAGAACGGUGCCUGCAACGUGGCCCAUAAAAACAUCCGGGAGCAGGGACGCUUUCUCCAGGACGUCUUCACCACCUUGGUAGACCUCAAGUGGCAUCACACACUGCUCAUCUUCACCAUGUCCUUCCUCUGCAGCUGGUUGCUCUUCGGCAUGGUGUGGUGGCUCAUCGCUUUCGCCCACGGAGACCUGGAUCACAGCACCCGGCUGCAGCGUGACCCCAGGGAAGGGGUAGAAGGGGCCCCGGCCACCUUUGUUCCCUGCGUGACCAGCAUCCACUCCUUCACCUCUGCCUUCCUCUUCUCCAUCGAGGUGCAAGUGACGAUUGGCUUUGGGGGACGCAUGGUGACGGAGGAGUGUCCCGCCGCCAUCCUGGUGCUGAUUGUGCAGAACAUCGUGGGGCUGGUGAUCAACGCCAUCAUGCUGGGCUGCAUCUUCAUGAAGACCUCACAAGCCCACCGCCGAGCUGAGACCCUCAUCUUCAGCAAGCACGCGGUCAUCGCCCUGCGGGAGGGCAAGCUCUGCUUCAUGCUGCGGGUGGGGGACCUCCGGAAGAGCAUGAUCAUCAGCGCCACCAUCCGCAUGCAGGUGGUGAAGAAGACCACCAGCCUGGAGGGGGAGGUGGUGCCCCUCAACCAGAUAGACAUCCAGAUGGAGAACCCUGUGGGGGGCAACAGCAUCUUCCUCGUCUCCCCACUCAUUAUCUACCACGUGAUAGACAAAAACAGUCCCCUCUACGACAUCUCCCCUGUAAACCUUCACCACCAUGAGGACCUGGAGAUCAUCGUCAUCUUGGAAGGGGUGGUGGAGACCACUGGCAUCACCACUCAAGCCAGAACCUCCUACCUGGCAGAUGAAAUUCUCUGGGGUCAAAGGUUUGUGCCCAUUGUGGCAGAGGAAGAUGGGCGAUACUCUGUGGACUACUCUAAAUUUGGCAACACAGUGAAAGUGCCCACCCCUUCAUGCACUGCUAGGCAGCUGGAGGAGGACAAGAGCAUUAUGGAUACCAUGCCGUUUUCCCCUAAAGGCACAAUAAGGAAGAGGUCUGUGAAGCUAAAGCCCAAGUUUACCAUAAGCGAUGAGCCUUCCUGAUGCCUUUUGACUGGGAAACUCUGUUAGGGCUUUGUGUCUGAAAGAUCCCAUAAACUCAAAACACUGAGGUGGCCUCUUACUUUUUUUUUUAAUUCAGGUUGGUAGCACAAGGUAUGUUCUGGUGUUAUUUAUUGUGGGAUAAAUCUAAAGCUAAUUCUAUUUUUUUAAGUGUGAGAGAUUUCAAGCAGCACUGGGAGUAGGGAAAACAUGAUCUGCAGCUUUAAAUUUCAGUUGAGACUGUUGUAUUUAAUUGCACGAUCAUUUUGCAUUGAUUCAUCUGCAGGUAAUGACAUAUUUUCUGAAAAAAUAAAUGUAUAUUUAUCCUCAGAGUUUGCAGUACCUAGGGUCUUGCAGUGUCCUGAAGUCAGUACUUUUAAACUGUUUUUUUCUAACUUGAACAAUCAAUAUAGCAAAAUAAAAUAUGAAUAAUUAAUAAAGUAGGCUGGAUUUUAAUGAUAACAAAAGGGUCAGGCAAUGUUAUGUAUGAUACAAGACCAGAUCUGGAAAUGUCUGUGUUUUAUGCUCUUUAUGUCUCAAAGAAAUUAACUGCUGGAUUUGCUUCAUCCAUAUUGUAUGGAGCCACUCCUAUCAGAUGCAAUAUGAAAUAUAGUUGAAUAUCUGCUUUUUUUAUAUUAUAACCCUGUACACUUCCAAAAGAAAACAUUCAGGAAUACCUUUUUAGACUGUACGUUUCUGAUGGUAAACAAUGCUUUGCCUUUAGAAAGAGCAGUGGUUAAUAAAACAACUGUCAUUAAUUAUAAA
This is a messenger RNA of Pezoporus occidentalis (night parrot), 2396 nucleotides long. RefSeq names its product potassium inwardly rectifying channel subfamily J member 11 (gene KCNJ11). The coding region runs from base 432 to 1634 and encodes 400 amino acids. Gene Ontology annotation, cellular component: plasma membrane. The transcript has a single exon. Gene Ontology annotation, molecular function: ATP-activated inward rectifier potassium channel activity. NCBI's taxonomy places the organism in Eukaryota, Metazoa, Chordata, Aves, Psittaciformes, Psittacidae. The record is from RefSeq and is a predicted model, not a curated record. Gene Ontology annotation, biological process: regulation of monoatomic ion transmembrane transport; potassium ion import across plasma membrane.